Molecule: messenger RNA, 2338 nt
Organism: Pleuronectes platessa (European plaice)
Lineage: Eukaryota; Metazoa; Chordata; Actinopteri; Pleuronectiformes; Pleuronectidae
Product: gastrula zinc finger protein XlCGF57.1
Exons: 2
Coding region: 569-1936 (455 amino acids)
Biological process (GO): negative regulation of transcription by RNA polymerase II; regulation of immune system process; regulation of cytokine production
Source: RefSeq, a predicted model, not a curated record
UAAAACUCCACAUGAGAACUCACACUGGUGAGAAGCUGUUUUCCUGCAAUAUCUGUGAGAGAAGAUUCACACAGCAGAACACAUGAUGGAGCUCUUAGUGAAUAACUAACGGUGAAGAUGAGAAGAGUUCACACUGGUGAGAAUUCCUUUCACUGCAACACCUCUGGGUAAAGAUACGAUCAUAUGUGUUGAAAGUUUCCAUAGAAUGUAUAUUAAUGAUCAAGAAAAUACUUAAUAAUUGUUAUAUUUAUUAUUAUUAUAUUGUUGUUGUUCAAUAAAAGAACAAAUAAUGUUUUUCUUCCGGAAGUUGACAGUGCACCGGAAGUAAACAGACAGUGCUUGCAGCGUUAGCAAGGUGCAUGUUAGCAGUUAGCUGUAAGACGGUAGUGUGGUCGUUUCUCGGUUAAAUAUUCAAGUAGCGGACGCAGCAGUGACUUCUUCGGUUCAGUAUUUCAGAGACUAACAGCUGCUACUGAGGAGAUAUUCACAGUCUGUAGAAAACAUCGUCCAGUACGAAGAAGAGGUCGAUCGUCAGCGCAGACUGCUGGAGACCGGUUCUAAACCUGACAUGGAAGAACACAGAAUCGAGCUCCCACAGCAGCAUGUCUGUAAGGAGGAGGAGGUUCUCACUGACCAGCAGCUCUGUCACCAGGAGAGGAGCUCCAGUCUGGACAAAGAGGAACAAGAACCUCCACAGAUUAAAGAGGAACAGGAGGAAAUGUGCACCAGUCAGGAGGGAGAGCAGUUUGUACUGAAGCAGGAGACUGAAACCUGCAUGUUGACUCCUCAUUGUGAGGAAAGUGACCAAAGAGAACCAGAUGGUGAGCACCAGCUCCUCUCUCACAACUCUCCUGUAGCUGAGAGCCAAGAUCAUAACAGAAGAAAGCAUAUGGAUUCAGAAUCAACAGGAAAUGAAGUGCCACAGCCUCAGGAUCGUAUUUAUGAACACUGGAGUCACAAUAACAAUGUUUUCACCUAUCCCAUAUCAGAGAUUGACUCUAAUACUCAAACAAAGUCUUUCAAAUGUGACACUUGUGGAAAAGCUUUUGUGUAUGAGAGUCACUUAGCAAUUCAUCUGAGAAUCCACACAGGUGAGAAGCCAUUUUUAUGUAAAAUAUGUGGAAGAACAUUCAGUACAAUGUCCACAUUAAAAAGACAUAUGACAACUCACACAGGUGAGAAGCCAUAUUCUUGCAAAAUAUGUCGCAAAAGUUUUGUACGCACUGGCGUCUUGAAAGUCCAUAUGAGGAGUCACACAGGAGAGAAGCCGUAUAUUUGCAAAACAUGUCAAAAAUGCUUUGUAAGUAGUAGUGAUUUGAAAGUCCACAUGAGAACUCACACAGGAGAGAAGCCAUAUACUUGUCAAAUAUGUCGCAAAUGUUUUGUACGUAGUGGCAACUUGAAAGUCCACAUGAGAACCCAUACAGGUGAGAAGCCAUUUUCCUGUGAAAUCUGUGGGAAAAGCUUUAACCACAUUUCAGCAUUAAGGGAGCAUAGGAGAUUACACACAGGCGAAAAGCCGUAUUCCUGCAAAAUAUGUCAGAAAUGUUUUGUUCGUAUUUGUGAUUUGAAAAUCCACAUGAGAACUCACACAGGUGAGAAGCCAUAUUCUUGUAAAAUAUGUCGGAGAAGAUUUGUUAGUAGUAGUGAUUUGAAAGUCCACAUGAGGCGUCACACUGGUGAGAAGCCAUAUUCUUGCAACACCUGUGGGAAAACGUUUAUCGUGAAGUCAGGUUUAAAAGGUCAUAUGAGCCUGCAUACAGGUGAAAAGUUGCAUUCUUGCCAAAUAUGUGAGAAAAGUUUUGUAAGUAGUAGUGGUUUGAAAAUCCACAUGAAAAUCCACACAGGUGAGAAGCCGUACUCCUGCAACACAUGUGGGAAAAGAUUCUGUCGUUCGUCAGACAUGAAAAGGCAUCUAAAAAUUCACACAACUUAAAGACAAUUGAGCUUUCCUACUUAUUGAAUAAUUGAUGGUGCACAAGACAUCGCACUGGUGAUAAUUCAUCAAUGCAACAUCUUGAGGAAAAGAUACAUUGGAAAGACACAUUUGGAAAUGUGACCUGAGAUCAAAACCUCCAAGACUGUCAACAGGUCAGAGCCGUUCCUGAUUUAAAUUUGGUCAUUGUCACCUUCAGCACAAUAACUUUGUCCAGACACAGACCAUUACCAGUGUUUCUACAUAGUAAUCUCCAAUUUAAGUUUUUUUUUUUCUGUGAAUAUUAUUUUGUUAUUAUACUAUGUGUUUACAACAGUAAUUAUUUAUAGUUUGUAUGAAUAUCUCCAAAAUCUUUGUAAAAAAUUUAGUGCGUAUCCAUAAAAAUAUAAAUAACAUUUUAAA